AUGGGGCUUAAGUUUGACCAGAAGCUGUCGGCCCAGCGAGUGAGAAAGGAGGGGCUGGAGCAGAAGGAGGCCGACAUAAAGGAUUAUCUGAGGAACUUUGACAGUUUUCUUAAGGAGAGUCAGCUGAAGUGGAGCCAGGCGGCGAGGAGGGCUGUGAGGGAGCAGGCGUUGGCAGCCCAGGCUGCAGCACAGCUGGCCUUCCUGAGGAGAGAGCUGAAGGAACUCACAUUGAAGAAAGAAAAACUGUUGACUUUGGUACAGAAGCACAAAAUAUUCCCCUGCUAUCUAGAUCAAGUGGUCAGAGCCAGUGAGCAGUUCCAGGAGGCCUGGCAGGCAACGUCCCGGAUGGACACGCUGCUGCAGACCAGGGAGGAUCUUCUGAGCAGCACUCAGCAGAACGAGAGCUGCUCCCAGGGGAUCCGCGUCCAGCUCCGGCACAUCCAGGACCAGACCAGCGGCACGCUGCUGCUGCUCAACAAUCAGUUGGCCAGCCUGCAGGUGGAGCUGGACCGGGCCCGGCAUCACACCUCCGUGUGGGACAACCGGUGGGCUCACAUCCAAAACACCGCAGCCAAGGACACCCUGUUGUUGGGAACCAUCAAAGUCGCCAUUUUAAACCUGUAUCAAAUCACCAGCAAGAAAACCAAAGAUGGCAAAGAGACUGUGGCCCUCGAGGACACAGCCACACAGCUGGAGAAGGUCCAGACGUACCUCAGGAAUCUUUCGGCUGUCUGGGAGGAGGUGAACCAACGCUGACUUCUUCAUGAGGAUCUUUUAACUCCAUAUGAACCAGUCUGAAAUAAGUAGUCUAACAGUCAUGACAUGGACUUCUGGUUCUUUUAUUGGGAAACAAUGCUAGCAGGUUGUAAACAGGGGGAUCCACAGUUCAAGCCCUCCUGACUGAUGUGUGCAUGUGGUGAGACAAGAUGGAACAAGAA
Molecule: messenger RNA, 938 nt
Organism: Hypomesus transpacificus
Lineage: Eukaryota; Metazoa; Chordata; Actinopteri; Osmeriformes; Osmeridae
Product: coiled-coil domain-containing protein 42-like
Exons: 6
Coding region: 1-756 (251 amino acids)
Source: RefSeq, a predicted model, not a curated record